AAAAAACCACAAAAAUAUACAUGGUUCUAUUGUAACCAUACCAUACCAUGUAAACCACCGUCCAAACUGGCUGUAAGGCUCUUUAUCUGUUUCUCUCAAAUCACCCUGCUUGGCUUUCGCCUAUCAUAACCCUUUUUUUUCGCUCUACAAGUUCUUUUUUACUGUAGUGCAGUGUUGAUUCAAUGGUCUAUUCUCUUGGUUUUUCUCCUAUGAAUUUUUGUUCAACGCGGUGAAAUUUUAUUUAUCGUUUAGUUAGGAUCUGUUUUUGAUAAAGGGCUUACGGGGGAUUUUAAUUCCUGCGUACAGAACACAUAAUUCGAGGUAAAAGUUGAUACCUUUUAGCUGAAAGCUGUGUUUUCUUAUGUGGGUUUGCCUCAGAUUGGUAUAAUUUUGGUUGAAAGAAGAUGGUGACAGUUAAUCUUGGAAUGCUCCAUUAUGUAUUGGACCACGUUUAUGGUGCGUUUGUGCACAGAACAAAAAUAAGCCCACCUUUCUUUUCUAGUGGAUGGGGAGGUACAAAGCUUGAGCUUUUAGAAAGAAUGAUUAAGCAGUUGUUCCUCGAUCUACAAGGCCAGAAUUGGCCUCCCUCAUUGGUACAACCUGUUUGGAAAACUGUUUGGGAAUCUCAAUCAGCUACUCUGAGAGAAGGGGUUUUUAGGACUCCUUGUGAUGAGCAGCUGCUUAGUGCAUUGCCUCCUGAGAGUCACAUUGCAAGGGUUGCUUUUCUGGCGCCCAAAUCUACGCCUCCUCAUAAGAUGGCCUGUGUGGUUCAUCUUGCUGAUGCUGAAGCAAAGCUACCAACAUUUGCUAUGAAAUCAGCGGAUUGGUGUCUUGAUCCAUUGUUCAUGGAAAAAGAAGUUGAUGAAGAUGCUUUAGGUACUGGAGAUCAUACUUUUGAGCGAAGAUUGCGUCUUGGCGGUCCAUUGCUGAAGGAAAAUAUAGCAACUAUGGUGCUUGAGAGCACGCCCAUGUUCUGCAGCCCAUUCUAUGGAAAAAGACGUCCAUUGCUGCAGCGUGGGUCAAAGCUGUUAUGUGUUAGUGACCUUCUGCUAUUAGGACGAGCCACCAUUGAAGAAGCCCAAAGUCUUUUACAUUGGUUGGACUGUGAAGCAGGUUUCGGAAAGAUGGGUAUAUGUGGACUUAGCAUGGGAGGAGUACAUGCUGCUAUGGUUGGAUCAUUGCACCCAACACCUAUUGCUACACUCCCUUUUCUUUCUCCACAUUCUGCUGUUGUGGCAUUCUGUGAAGGGAUAUUAAAGCAUGCAACUGCAUGGGAAGCACUGAGAGAUGAUCUUUCGAUGCCGGAGGCUUCAAUGACUCUUGAGGAAGUGAAAGAACGGAUGCGGAAUGUGUUGUCUCUCACAGAUGUUACACGGUUUCCAAUUCCAAAAGAUCCCCGUGCUGUAAUAUUUGUUGCCGCCACAGAUGAUGGCUAUAUUCCAAGGCACUCAGUGCUAGAGCUUGAAAAAGCUUGGCCUGGCUCAGAAGUUAGAUGGGUUAGAGGAGGGCAUGUUUCAUCCUUCCUUCUCCACAAUGGUGCAUUUCGCAGGGCAAUAGUGGACGGCCUUAACAGGCUACAAUGGAAGGAAUCACCUCUGUGACAUUGUCAUAUUUGUGAAUAACACACCAUGUAAUUAUUAGGUGUUCUUCCUCACCGCUAAUUCUCACUGAAAUGAUUAUUGAUACAUAGGGCCACAGCCGAUAUUACUAAGCAUUUGGUAGAAAAUGAAAAAGCUGCUGGAAAAGCUUUCACUCUUUACUCCUGUGUUGUUGCGUUACUUCAAAGUACGAUCUUUGCUGGGAGCUGUCCAAAAAAAAUAAUGUUAUCAUUGGUGAAAUUUCCACCACCUUUUCUUAUUGUCUAAUGCUCCUUGUUGAAAUAUAUUUGUAUAGUACUAAUUUCCUUAUUAAUGUGUUGCUACACUCGUUUUAUACA
Molecule: messenger RNA, 1936 nt
Organism: Capsicum annuum
Lineage: Eukaryota; Viridiplantae; Streptophyta; Magnoliopsida; Solanales; Solanaceae
Product: protein ABHD18
Exons: 6
Coding region: 405-1601 (398 amino acids)
Source: RefSeq, a predicted model, not a curated record